AUGAUGACCUCCUACGAAGGACUCCGCAAACUGACCCUCGGCGAUAAGCCCGUCAUCAUCAAAUUCAAGUGUGCAGGAACCAACCUCAGAGUUCCCAUCAGCCAAGUCCCUGCCUACAAUGAGCUCUGUUUUAUUGUCCAGCGUCUCUUCCGUUCUGACGUAUCCUCGGACCUCGACAACCUUGUUCUGCGUUAUGAAGAUGAAGACGGCGACUUGAUUACCAUUCAGGACGAUGCCGAUAUAUCGCAUGCCAUCUCGCUGUCCAGUCUGCUGAAGCUGACUGUCAAUGACAAAAUCACACAUCCUGUGGUGGUACCCAUCGAGAACUUGGCGCCUAAAUUGGCUGGACUCAGCGAGAAGCAGACCAUUGCCGCAGUAACCGUUGCACUGGUUGACCUCCAGGACAAAAUCGGCAAGGUUUUGCAGGUGAUCCAAGCCCAGCACCCAACUGCACACUACCCCUCCGACAACAACAACUCGUCCUCCCAGGGAUACAAUGGCAACAACAAAGGCCUUGGCGCGAAGACCAAUGCUCAAGAUUCCAAGGCUGUGAACUCCAAGCCCUUCGUCCUGACCGAAGAUAUCCUUGAUCAGCUUCUGGAGCCUAGCAAAAACCUUCUUACAAGACAGGCUAGCGUCUCCAGUCAGUCAUCGUCGCUCCAGGUGGCCCGGUCUCCUCCUCUGAGAGCCCAAGGAACCCCUCAGCCCACUCUCUCAAAUGUCUCCAGCUACCUUUCCCAGCCACAGCAACAGCAGCAGCAACAACAACAACAACAACAGCAACAGCAACAGCAACAACAACAGCAACAGCAACAGCAACAGCAACAGCAACAGCAACAGCAACAGCAACAGCAACAACAACAACAACAACAACAACAACAACAACAUCAGCAGCAACAGUUGCCUCCUGCCCAGCCUUGGUCACCACAAGCCACACCGGUUCCUAACGGUGUAGCACAGGCCCUUUCUGCAAGCAAUCCUGCUCACCAGCAGCAGCAGCAGCAGCCACAGGAUCAAGAUCGCCAACAACAACAGGACCUCAGUCAGCUGAUUCUGCAACUCCGAGAACGUGAUAUGAAAGCCUACCAGCAACUGGAGCCCCAUCAGCAACAGCAACUCCAGCGGCAGCAGCAACAACAACAGGCGCAACUGCAAGCGCAAUUACAGCGGGAGCAACCACAACAGCAGCAGCAAGUGCAGCAGCAGCCUUAUCCCCAACAUGGGCCAGGGAAUGUCCCCCAGCAGCAGCAGCAGCAGCAGCAGCCAGUUCAGCCACAGCCACAGCAACAACAGGUGCAAUACCAGCAGCAACCACUUCAGCAGCAGCAGCAACAGGCUACUCCUCAACAGCCACUGAACCAGAAUCAAUUGCAGGGGCAACAGGGCCAAGGCCAACAACAAUCCCAAGCUGCACCCUAUGGCCAGCAGCAAACUCCGGUUCAACAACAGCCGUCUCAACAAGCUCAGCAGCAGCAGCAGCAACCUCAGCCUCUGCAACAGUCUCAGCAGCAGCAGCAGCAACAACCUGGGUACUCACAACCUUCGUAUGCACCCAGUCCAUUCGUCCCCCACCAGCAGCAGUUCGCUCACCACGGACCUUACAGCCCCGCGACUCCACAUGGAGCACCCUUUGGCAGGUCGAACAGUGUCUACCAGCCCCAGGCCCAGCAAGGUGGACCUCGUCAGGCAGUACCUCAACAGCAACAGCAGCCACAGCAGCAACUUCCCAAUGCUCCUAUGAACCAGGCCUACUGA
Molecule: messenger RNA, 1755 nt
Organism: Linnemannia hyalina
Lineage: Eukaryota; Fungi; Mortierellomycota; Mortierellomycetes; Mortierellales; Mortierellaceae
Source: the annotation of a GenBank genome assembly